This is a messenger RNA of Trifolium pratense (red clover), 1862 nucleotides long. Its product is annotated as U-box domain-containing protein 7. NCBI's taxonomy places the organism in Eukaryota, Viridiplantae, Streptophyta, Magnoliopsida, Fabales, Fabaceae. The transcript is spliced from 3 exons. The record is from RefSeq and is a predicted model, not a curated record. Bases 74 to 1624 code for a protein of 516 amino acids. Gene Ontology annotation, molecular function: protein binding.
UACUUAACGGUCCUUUUGCACUUUAAGCACAAAACACACACUCUCUCUUCUCUCCAAUGUAGGUCGCCGGAAAAUGGCUAAAUAUCACCGGAACAACGUCGGAAACCUCGUUCUCGGCCACCACCACCACAACUCCACUAAAACACCGACAUUCUCCAGUCACUUCCGCUUAUGGAACUCUCUCUCCAUCGCUUCCCUCCGUCGUAUCAUCCUCGACGCCGUCAGCUGCGGUGCUAGCUCCCGCUACAAUCACCGCCGACGAAGCAACAUCGACGAAUAUGAAACCGAAGACUUCUCUUCAGCAACGAGAUCAGAUUCAUCUUCUUCCUUCGAUAAACGGAAACAAAAACAGGAAAAUCAAAGCUAUAAACCGAAUGCAAAAUCGGAGAAACUUUCCGAUCUUCUGAACAUAGCGGAGAUGGAAACAGAAGCGGAGGCGAAGAAGAAAGAAGAAGCGUUAGAAGAACUGAAGAGACUCGUGAAGGAUUUGCACAACGAAGAAGAUUCAGUUAAACGGCGAGAAGCUGCAACCACCGUGAGAAUGCUCGCUAAGGAGAAUUUGGAAGUUCGUGAAACUCUCGCUAUGCUCGGAGCGAUUCCGCCUCUCGUCACAAUGCUUGAUUCACAAGAAGUUGAUUCUCAGAUCGCUUCACUCUAUGCAUUGCUCAAUCUCGGAAUCGGAAACGAUGCAAAUAAAGCAGCCAUUGUUAAAGUUGGUUCUGUUCAUAAGAUGCUUAAGCUUAUUGAAUCUUCGGAUGGUAUUGAUUCUGCGGUUUCUGAAGCGAUUGUUGCGAAUUUUCUUGGAUUAAGUGCUUUGGAUUCGAAUAAACCGAUAAUUGGAUCUUCUGCUGCAAUACCGUUUUUAGUUAGAACCCUUCAGAGUUUAGAUAAGAAAAGGAGUAGAAAUCAAGUUAAGCAAGAUGCUCUUAGAGCACUUUACAAUCUUUCGAUCUUCCCAGCCAAUAUUCCAUUCAUUUUGGAAACUGAUUUGGUACCGUUUUUGAUAAACUCGAUUGGCGACAUGGAAGUGACCGAAAGAAACCUCUCGAUCCUUAGCAACUUGGUAUCGACUAGAGCGGGUAGAAAGGCGAUAAGUAGUGUUCCUGAUGCAUUUCCUAUCUUGGUGGAUGUGUUGAAUUGGACGGAUUCGCCUGAAUGCCAGGAAAAGGUUUCGUACAUUUUGAUGGUUAUGUCGCAUAAAUCUUAUGGUGACAAGCAGGCCAUGAUUGAGGCUGGGAUUAUGUCGUCGCUCCUUGAGUUGUCGCUUAUUGGUACUACUUUGUCUCAGAAUCGGGCGUCAAGACUAUUGGAAAUUUUGAGAAUAGACAAAGGGAAACAGGUUUCUGGGAACUAUGGCGGAAGUUUAGGCACAGCUGUCUCCGCCCCAAUUUGCGGAACUUCAUCAAGUUCAAAACCAGAUGAAGGAGGAGGAAAAUCAUGCUUGGAAGAGGACGAAGAUAUGAUGAGCGAGGAGAAGAAAGCAGUGAAACAAUUAGUCCAAUUAAGUUUACAAAACAACAUGAGAAAAAUUGUUAAGAGAGCCAAUUUGCCGCAAGAUAUCGUUCCAUCAGAUCAUUUUAAGUCAUUCAGUUCAAGUUCAACUUCAAAGAGCUUACCAUUCUGAAGAAUUUUAGAUGUGCAGUGAGUCUAGGUUAAAGAUAAUGAACCAUAAUAUCCAAAUGGAAUGGAAGGAUUAAAACUCAGAUCUGGUUUGGUAUGGAGAAAGCUUAGCUGUUGGUUGCAAAUAAGGGCAUUAUGUCCCCACUAUGUAAAUGCUGUGCAUUAUGUCUCUUGUGGGGUAAUAUAAUCUGUAAUGUUAUCUUCUGGUGAUUGUUUUAAUUAUAUUGACUUUUUAGUGUAAA